Molecule: messenger RNA, 1582 nt
Organism: Eurytemora carolleeae
Lineage: Eukaryota; Metazoa; Arthropoda; Copepoda; Calanoida; Temoridae
Product: zinc finger protein 235
Exons: 4
Coding region: 869-1582 (237 amino acids)
Biological process (GO): regulation of DNA-templated transcription
Molecular function (GO): DNA-binding transcription factor activity, RNA polymerase II-specific; RNA polymerase II cis-regulatory region sequence-specific DNA binding
Source: RefSeq, a predicted model, not a curated record
CCAAUAUACAUUAUACAUACAAGUCAAUAAAAAUGUAUUACAAAUUAAAUGUUUUUUUUAAUUGUGUUUUAUCAAUCUUAAUAGAAUAAAAACAGAACACAAUCAAGUCAAUCUUCUGUCCCGGCCCUGGCUACAAAUACUUAUUAGAAUUCUAAUCUCAUAAAAAUAACCGUGUUUUGAUCAUUCUUAUAAUAUGAAUAAUAGAGGCGUAUAAUUAUUUUACACAUUCUAGGAUCUUUUUUGGCCUAUUUCUGAUCCCCAUUACAAUUUUUGAACCUUAAAAAAUUUGUUUUGUUGGCUGUAAAUUUUAUAACAGAAGUAGAUAAUGAUCCAAAGAAUGAUAAUUCAUUUAUUAAAUCACUUGUGCAGGAUGCAUUAUGAGGAGGACCAUGAUGGACAGUGUGAAUGUGAAUUUGUCAACGCUAAUCCUACAAUCUUGAAGAAACAUAAGAAAACUCAUGGCUUGCUUUACACCUGCGAUCUUUGUGCUUAUUCAACGAAAGUUUUAGAGAACUUAAAUGAUCACAAUAAAAGGUUGUGAUGUUUAAUUACCUCUUUAAGGGUAGUAUUAAAGAAUACAUGGAGUUUCGGACAGAAAUCUGAUGUAAAGAUAACAAAAAUGAUUUUAAAACAUUAUUUCUUCUGACUUUAAAAUAUUUCCAGCGCGGAGAUUGAGGAAAGUUUUGAUGAAAUAAAUUCUGAAAUGAUUGAAAACAGCAGUACAGAAGUUGUUGAUGAAGAAAUGAAGGAAGAAGAGAAUAUAAUGGAAGAUGGUGUCACUGUACAAAUGGAAGCUGAUGGGAAAUUAUAUUGUGAGUAGGGUUCUAGUUGUGAACAGAACACCAAGAACUCUACCCUUGAGGUUAAAAUGAGAACACACACUGGAGAGCAUCCUUUAAAGUGUGAAGUUUGUGAUAAAAUAUUUUAUAAGCCCCAUCGUUUAACUUCACACAUGAGAUCACACACUGGAGAGAAACCAUUUAAAUAUUGUGACAAGAGGUUUGUUUUGAGUUACUACUUAAAUACUCGUACUCAUAUUCACACUGGAGAGAAACGAUAUCAAUGUGAAACAUGUGAUAAAAGGUUUAGGCAAAGUCGGCAUUUAAAAAGACAUUUGAGAACUCACAGUGAAGAGAAACCAUUCAAAUGUGAAGUUUGUGGAAAAACGUUUAUUGAGAAGGUCCAUUUGAAAUUGGAGAGAAACUGUUUCAUUGUAAUAUGUGUGAUAAAAGGUUUCCAAGAAAAAAAACAUAUGAGAACCCACACUGGUGAGAAACCAUUCAAAUGUGAAGUUUGCGACACAAUGUUUACAUCUAAAGGCAUUUUUACUUCGCACUUGAGAACCCAUACUGGAGAGACCCCAUUCAAAUUUAAUGUUUGUGCUAAAAUGUUUAGUCAAAGAGAUCAUUUACACUCACAUCUGAGAUUUCACACCGGGGAGAAACCUUACAAAUGUGAUAUGUUUGAUGAAAGGUUUACUCAAAGUUCUAACUUGAAUACUCAUAUGAGAACCCAUACUGGCCAUACAAACCUUCUAAAUGUGAAGUGCAAGAUAAAAUCUCGCAACUUCGAAACAUUUUGA